Paramecium primaurelia is the source of this 484-nucleotide messenger RNA. Lineage: Eukaryota; Ciliophora; Oligohymenophorea; Peniculida; Parameciidae. The record is from the annotation of a GenBank genome assembly.
CAUGAAACUAUUUUGUAUGGGGAAGGAAAUUGAAAAGUCUCCAAUUACUAAAAGAAUAGAUAUUAUAUAAUUUGAAGCAGUUAAGAGGUAUAAACAUAAAAGAGUAAUGAGAAGUGAAUCUAAUUCACUACAUUAAUCUGAUAAAAAGUAAGAACUUAGAAUUAUAGUUGAUAAAAAAGAUAGAUUAUCUAUUAAUGAUGUUAUUUCUAAUUGUGAUAAAAGUGAAAUCAUCAAAAAAAAUAUAAGAAAUUAUGAUGAAAUCAAUAUAGAUAAUAUUUCUACUACUUGCAAUAAAAAUAUCUAAAGACAUUAAAGUUUGUAAAAACAUACUGAACCAAAUACACAAAAAUUAUAAUUUCCAAGUAUUUAUAAAAAUUCUGCCUAUGUUCUUUACAAAUCUCUCAAAUCUCGUAAUCAAUCUAUAUGUCAAAAUAUAACUAAUUACAUUAGACAAUUACAAGAUAAAGGAAUUUAUGAAGAAUGA